AUGGAUACUACUGUCGGUCUCGAAGAAUCGCCUGAAUGCUCAAGAUGUAUAAGUAAAGCCAUUGAGUGCCGCUAUCCUGCAAAUACACCUAAAGCUACAGAGCUAAGAGUUGAAAAUCAUGAUAAUGCACCGAUUGAACGAGAGGAUGCAGUGAUUCACAUGACAGCAGGUAAUCCUAGCGUCGACAACCUUCAGAAUUCAAGUGAAGAUUGCAACAUGAUCCAAGACGGGACACUUGUCACCCCAGACCUAGACUUCGCAAACCUUGGAGAAGAAUACCUCGACGGAAACGAGCCUGGCAUUGAUUUCUCUGAUUUCAUCAACCCUCAGACGCAUGAUCCAGACCUCGCACUAGAAACAUUAUCCUCGGUCCACUAUUCCACACCUUCCACCACUCAAACAACCCAACAACUCCAAGACCUCUUCUCGACAACUUCAUCAAUACCGCGAGCACCAAGCACCAUCAUCCGCUUACUUUUGCAUCGACCAAAAAUGCAGACCGGAGCUCAAAGAAUCGCCAAUCUCAUCCUUCACAACCUAAAAUCUUAUCCACUGAUGAUGCUGCGCUACAACACUCUUCCGCCGUUUAUCCAUGCCAGUCUGGUAUCAUCCGACGUCGAAGAUAUAAACAUGGAACCGUUGAGUAAUUGCAUUAGUAUGGUGCAUAUGAUCAGUAGUGGGGUCAGAGGGAGUCGUAUGUUGUUCUGGAAUAACGUGAGAAUGGAAUGUGAACGAUUUUCUAGCGAAUACUUGAGAAUGAAUAAAUGGCAAGUCCUUGCCGCUAUGCAAGCUCUCUCUAUUUAUGUUCUUAUCCGCUUGGAUGAGGGCGAGACCGACAACAAUAACUUUGAUUUUCUGUUGAUAACGACCGUGAUCGUGAUAGCCCAACAGUUCGGUCGCACCGACGCAACUUGCCACAUGCAGUGCGUGGGAUGUGACAAUGGACUAGAAAGCAGUUGGAGAGAGUGGAUUUUCAAGGAGUCAAGGCGAAGAAUGGCCGUGGUAUAUCGAGUGGUAAACAUGCUCAUCUAUUUCGAGCCAGCAGCCAUGUGUGACAUGCCGACAGAUCUGAUCCUCGCACCGCUGCCAGCGAAGAAGCAGUUGUGGGAAGCAAGUGAUGAGUUUGCGUGGAAGGUAGAAAGCCAGAGAGAACCUGGGAUUCAGACGUCUUUUGGAUUGGCGGCGGACGGUGAGCUUGUCAAGCUGGGUGAUGACCGACUUUCUUGCAGUGAUGCGUGGGUGUCCAACCAAACCUUGGAUGCUAGGGCGUCGUCUAGGAAUGUUGGGAGGUGGGAAGAGUGGUGCGCUGGGAUAGACGGGUUUGGCGGGCUUGUUAUGCUCGCUGCUUCGUUGAUUGUGUAG
Glarea lozoyensis ATCC 20868 is the source of this 1362-nucleotide messenger RNA. RefSeq lists its product as uncharacterized. The transcript has 5 exons. The record is from RefSeq and is a predicted model, not a curated record. NCBI's taxonomy places the organism in Eukaryota, Fungi, Ascomycota, Leotiomycetes, Helotiales, Helotiaceae. Bases 1 to 1362 code for a protein of 453 amino acids.